AUGGUGCUCACAUUGUGGUCUUUACGUCCACGCUACACCCAACUACCUGACCUAUGUAAAGCAUAUGGUUCUAUUUCAAGCUUUUGCACAUUCAAGAUAAAUCAUGGAGGUUCGUUCACAAAUAUGGUAUCUGGAAGGUCAUACAUAGAUGGGCUUGUUGAUCAUUUUGGUUUUGUGGACAUAGAUGUGUUUUCAGUCCACGAGUUAGAUGAUAUGAUGGAAGUUUUAGGGUACAAUGAUGGAGGGGAUGAGCACCAACCAAAAGGGGAUGUUGAUCCAAUGGAUGAUUAUGAGGUAAUGUGGGAUGUGGACGCAGAAUAUGGUGGGGGAAAAAAUCUACAUAAUGUUGAGUUUUUUGAGGAUGAAUACAUUGGAAGUAAGGAAAGUGUUAGUGAGGGUCCUGGGAGUGAGGGUAGUAGGAGUGAGGGUAAUAUGAUAGAUGAUGAGAGUGAGGACGAAGACUUCUUUGUGGAUUUAGAAAAUAUUGUAGAUGAUGUGGAUGUUGAUAUGAAAGAAUUUCAUAUACAUGUUGAUGAAUAUGUUGAGUGGGUUCAAAAAACCACCAAAGAAAAGUGGUAG
Molecule: messenger RNA, 579 nt
Organism: Lactuca saligna
Lineage: Eukaryota; Viridiplantae; Streptophyta; Magnoliopsida; Asterales; Asteraceae
Source: the annotation of a GenBank genome assembly